This is a messenger RNA of Oryza sativa Japonica Group (Japanese rice), 1480 nucleotides long. Its product is annotated as E3 ubiquitin-protein ligase RDUF2. Gene Ontology annotation, biological process: protein ubiquitination. The record is from RefSeq and is a predicted model, not a curated record. Gene Ontology annotation, molecular function: ubiquitin protein ligase activity. Gene Ontology annotation, cellular component: cytoplasm. Lineage: Eukaryota; Viridiplantae; Streptophyta; Magnoliopsida; Poales; Poaceae.
CAAUUCCCCUCCUCCGCCUCCCCUAGUUUCCUCUCCUCCCCGAAACCCCCAAUUCGAAUCCGGCGGCGAAUUCGAUUGGGGAUUUCGGCGUCCUCGCCUCCGUGGGAUUCCUCGGAUCCCGCCUCGGCUUCCCGUCUCGAUCUGCGUCUGGAGUUUUGGAGCAGACGAUUUGAGUUUCUGGUUCGAUUUGGUUUGGUUUGGUUUGGGGGCGAUUUGGUUCAAGGCGCGGAUGGCGUCUUCUCCGGUGUCGUACUGGUGCUACCACUGCAGCCGCUUCGUGAGGGUGUCGCCGUCCACGGUCGUCUGCCCGGAGUGCGACGGCGGCUUCCUGGAGCAGUUCCCGCAGCCGCCGCCGCGCGGCGGCGGCGGGAGCGGCCGGCGCGGGGCGAUGAACCCGGUGAUCGUGCUCCGGGGAGGGUCCCUGUCCGGGUUCGAGCUCUACUACGACGACGGCUCCGGCGACGGGCUGCGGCCGCUGCCCGGCGACGUGUCGCACCUCCUCAUGGGGUCGGGCUUCCACCGCCUGCUCGACCAGUUCUCCCGGCUCGAGGCGGCGGCGCCGCGGCCGCCGGCGUCGAAGGCGGCGGUGGAGUCGAUGCCGUCGGUGACGGUUGCCGGGAGCGGGGCGCACUGCGCGGUGUGCCAGGAGGCGUUCGAGCCGGGCGCCUCCGCGCGGGAGAUGCCGUGCAAGCACGUCUACCACCAGGACUGCAUCCUGCCCUGGCUCUCCCUCCGCAACUCAUGCCCCGUCUGCCGCCGCGAGCUACCGGCGGCCGCGGCCCCCGAGUCGGAGGCAGAUGCGGGACUAACCAUCUGGCGACUCCCACGCGGUGGAUUCGCCGUCGGGAGGUUCGCCGGUGGGCCAAGGGAGCAGCUUCCGGUUGUCUACACUGAACUGGAUGGGGGCUUCAGUAACGGCGUCGGGCCGAGGCGGGUAACGUGGCCGGAGGGCGACGGCCAUGUCGAUGGCGGCGAAGGUCGGAUUCGCCGUGUAUUUAGGAAUCUGUUUGGUUGUUUUGGUCGGAGCAGUCGGCCGGAGAGUUCAUCAUCGCAGUCCCGUAGUGGCUGAACGCAGUUUUCUCGGUAACUCGAUCUCCUAUUGAUAGUGGUGAAUAAGUAGGAUUUAGUAUAAGAAGGGAACCCAGAUUAUAAGUUCUUGGGACUUUUGAUGUAAAUGAAAACCUUGCGAUUUUUUUCCACUUUGUCCCGUUUUAAGAGUUUAUUUAGAGAUGGCCACGAGCAAAAUAGCAAACAACUGGAAAUUAGUUUGGAAAGCAAAUUAGGAGGAAGAAGCACAGGACUUCAUGAAAGGAAUGACAGUGAAUUUAUUGGGUAAAUCAAUUGUUGCAAUGUUGUAGUCAGAGAGAACAAAGUGUUGUUCUUACCUCUGUACUGUUUGUGUAUAUACUGGAUUGGGCCAAGAAGAUUUCUGAUUUGCAAUAUCUUGUUCUAAUAAAAUUUCAGCCUUUUUUAUUUGUUA